CGGCCGUUCGCGUGCGACAUGUGCGCGCUCUCCUUCAACCGCCAGCACGACCUCAAGCGCCACCGCGACACGCACACGGGCGAGAAGCCGUUCUUCUGCAACGGCGGGUGCGGGAAGACGUUCACGAGGAAGGACGCGCUGAAGCGGCAUCAG
Molecule: messenger RNA, 153 nt
Organism: Epithele typhae
Lineage: Eukaryota; Fungi; Basidiomycota; Agaricomycetes; Polyporales; Epitheliaceae
Exons: 1
Biological process (GO): regulation of transcription by RNA polymerase II
Molecular function (GO): DNA-binding transcription factor activity, RNA polymerase II-specific; RNA polymerase II cis-regulatory region sequence-specific DNA binding
Source: RefSeq, a predicted model, not a curated record